CCCUGCGUGUCGCCGUGCUAGAAAGCCACCUGAGCAGCACACCUGCCACCGAGCGGAGCAGACCCAGCUCCCCACUGCGCAUGCGCCGCUCACUCAAGGGCUACACUGUCAUGGCGGUGACGAGCUGAAGCUACCGGGGAAGAUCAGGAAGCAAAUGCAGCGCAGCUGGGUCACCGUUGUCAUUUAACCAAGUCUGCGGAGUUUCCCGGGGAGCCCCGAGCGGACCCCCGUCCUUCGUCGUCUCCCUCCGGAGCUGCUGGCGGACUUGCUCCCCCCCAGUUUGUGAGUUUUUCCUGCUUCUGCUUCAGCGCGCUACCUGUCAAGUGUCUGCACUCAGUGACAACAGCAACUUCCACGGCUGCACGGAGACAUUAAAGUCACCGUAUCCUCGUUCGCCGUCUGACCGAGCGGAGGAGGAGGAGAAAGCAGGUAAAGGGGAGAGCUCCGCUUCACCUCUUGUCACCUGCAGAGCUCCUCUUCGCGGAUUUUUUUUUUUUUCUUAAUCCAUCCGUCUGGAGUCAAGUUACGGAUCAGGGCAGAGGAGGGAGAGAGAGAGAGGAGUAGUUCACUGACAUUUCCAGCCUGUAGCAAAAAAAAAAAAAAAAUCUCUCAGCGCCUUUAAUUGUUGCCCACUUUCGAGGCUCAUUCGGCCAAACAGUUGUUGGAUGGGGAGGACAAAUCUUCGCUUAUGUGCCUGUGUGGACUGUCAACAACUGAGCUGAAGGGGAGAUAGAGUCCUCUUUCUCCUCCCGACGUCGGCGUCGCUUGUCACCGUUGGAGGUGAACAGGUGCCUUACCUGUGAACGCCACCUGUCCUCCUUCCUUAGCCAUGGCUAGCGAGGAGCCGGCGGGCGCCGCGCAGCCCGGCGAUGGGAAGGACGGGAGACCGGGCGCCAUGGCUCUCAACCCCGCGGUGCCCAUCAGGGGGAUACGGAUGAAAUUCGCCGUGCUCGCCGGCCUGGUGGAAGUUGGGGAAGUUUCCAACCGAGACAUUGUGGAGACGGUGUUCAACUUGCUGGUGGGCGGCCAGUUCGACCUGGAGAUGAACUUCAUCAUCCAGGAGCCGGAGAGCAUCGUGUGCAUGGUGGAGCUGCUCGACAAAUGCGAGCCCACCUGUCAGGCCGAGAUCUGGAGCAUCUUCACGGCCAUCAUGAAGAAGAGCGUCCGCAACCUGCAGGCGUGCACUGACGUGGGGCUCAUCCAGCAGGUGCUCCUGCGUAUAUCCACCACUGACAGCAUGAUCGCAGACCUGCUGGUGGACAUGUUGGGAGUGCUCGCCAGCUACAGCAUCACAGUGAAGGAGCUGAAGCUUUUCUUCAGCAAACUGCAAGGGGAGAGAGGCCAGUGGCCUCGUCAUGCGGUGAAGCUGCUGUCAGUGCUCAAGUACAUGGCUCACAGAAACGGCCCCGACUCCUUCUUCAGCUUUCCAGGCAAAAACGCAGCCGCUAUAGCUCUACCCCCCAUAGCAAAAUGGCCGUACCAGAAUGGCUUUACAUUCCACACAUGGCUCCGCAUGGAUCCUCUCAACAACAUCAAUGUAGACAAAGACAAGCCUUACCUUUACUGCUUCCGCACCAGUAAAGGCCUGGGCUACUCGGCGCACUUCGUGGGCGGCUGUUUGAUUGUGACCUCGUUGAAGUCGAAGGGGAAAGGAUUCCAGCACUGCGUGAAGUACGACUUCAAGCCGCAGAAGUGGUACAUGGUGACCCUGGUUCACAUCUACAACCGCUGGAAGAACAGCGAAAUCAGCUGCUUCGUGAACGGAGAGCUGGCGUCCUUCGGAGACAUAGCCUGGUUUGUCAACACCAGCGACACAUUUGACAAGUGCUUCCUGGGAUCGUCUGAGACGGCGGAUGUCAACCGCGUGUUCUGUGGCCAGAUGGGAGCAGUUUACCUGUUUGGAGAAGCUCUCAGCGCUGCUCAGAUCCUGGCCAUCUAUCAGCUGGGUCCAGGCUACCAGGGCGUAUUCAAGCACAGGGCUGAGAGCGACUUGUUGUUCGCCGAGCAUCAUAAGACCUUACUUUACGACGGCAAGCUGUCCUCCGCCAUCGCCUUCACUUACAACCCUCGCGCCACGGAUGCCCAGCUCUGCCUCGAGUCCUCUCCCAAGGACAACGCCUCCAUUUUCGUCCACUCGCCCCACGCGCUCAUGCUGCAGGACGUGAAGGCGGUGGUGACUCACUCAGUGCAGAGUGGCAUCCACUCCAUCGGUGGUGUCCAGGUCCUCUUCCCACUGUUUGCACAGCUGGAUUAUUACCAGCCUUCCAGCCACGAGCUGGACACCUCUGUCUGCUGCACUUUGCUGUCCUUUGUGAUGGAGCUCCUGAAGAACUCGGUGGCCAUGCAAGAGCAGAUCUUGGCCUGCAAAGGCUUCCUUGUCAUCGGCUACACUCUGGAGAAGUCUUCCAAGGUGCACGUGACUCGUCCCGUCCUGGACAUUGUACUGGCCUUCUCCAGAUACCUUAGCAACUUGCAGAGCGGCAUCUUGCUGCUCAAGCAGCUGUGUGAUCACAUUCUCUUCAACCCGGCCAUCUGGAUCCAUGCCCCUGCCAAGGUGCAGCUGACGCUCUACACCUACCUGUCGACGGAGUUCAUCAGCACAGUGACCAUCUACAACGCCAUCCGCAGGGUGGGCACUGUGCUCCAGAUCAUGCACACACUAAAGUACUACUACUGGGUCGUCAACCCUCAGGACCGCAGUGGAAUCGUGCCCAAAGGCCUCGACGGUCCAAGGCCGAACCAGAAGGAGGUGCUCUCUUUGCGAGCCUUUUUGCUUUUGUUUGUCAAGCAGCUCAUAAUGAAGGAUCACGGCGUGAAGGAAGACGAGCUACAGAGCAUCCUCAGCUACCUCCUGACCAUGCACGAGGAUGAUAAUCUCAUGGAUGUACUACAGCUGCUGGUCGCUCUGAUGUCUGAACAUCCCGGCUCCAUGGUCCAGGCCUUUGAUCAGCGAAAUGGGAUUCGUGUCAUUUAUAAGCUUCUGGCUUCAAAAAGUGAAGGAAUCAGAGUCCAGGCUCUCAAAGUCAUGGGCUACUUCCUGAAAAACCUGUCACUAAAGAGGAAAGCUGAGGUCAUGCUGAGCCACGGCCUGUUCUCGCUGCUCACCGAGCGCCUGAUGCUCCACUCCAGUCAGUUCAGCAUGACGACGUACAACGUGCUCUACGAGAUUCUUACAGAGCAGAUCUGCACUCAAGUGAUCCAUAAACAGCAUCCGGACCCCGACUCCACCGUGAAGAUCCUCAACCCACAGAUUCUGAAGGUAAUCGCUGCCCUGCUGAAGAACUCUCCCCCGUGCCCCGAGAGCAUGGAAGUGCGCCGGCUCUUUCUGUCCGACAUGAUCAAGCUGUUCAAUAACAGCCGAGAGAACCGCAGGAGCCUGCUGCAGUGCUCGGUGUGGCAGGAGUGGAUGCUCUCCCUGUGCUUCAUCAACCCGCGGACCAACGAGGAGCACAAAAUCACGGAGAUGGUGUUCGCCAUCUUCCGCAUCCUCCUCUACCACGCCAUCAAGUACGAGUGGGGCGGCUGGCGGGUCUGGGUGGACACCCUGUCCAUCACGCACUCCAAGGUGACCUUUGAGCAGCACAAGGAGAAUCUGUCCCGCAUGUUUCGUCAGUAUCAGAAUCAGGACUCUACGGGAUCUCAAGGCCCAAUUCGCUCCAUCUCUGGCGUCAGCCAAAGCUCCGAGGCUGACGGAAGUGUGAACGGGCCGGCCGUAGAGGAGACGGCUCCCUCCACUGUCAUUGAACUUAAGGUGGACGAAAUGUCUCUAAGAUCCCCCGACUCCGCGUCUAGUUCGGCCGUCAGCUCCAGCCCGCUGGAGACGGGUGACGAAAGGGGACCCGCGGCCAUCACGGUGUCCAACAUCCUGGCUAGGGCCGAAGAAGAAGAAGAACAGAGGCUGGUGGAGGAGGCUUCCAGAGAUGGUUCAGGUGCUGAAAAAGAGACCGAAGCUGCUGCGGUCCAAGCGACAAAUGCAGAGGAACAAAGUGAAGUGACAAACGAGCAGAAGGAUGAGGUUAGAGACACGCCUUCAAGUGACGACGUGCAAGCACCUGUAACGGAUAACGAAAAGUCUGAGAGCGAACCCAACAAAGGUGAAUCAUCGACAUCUAUGACAGAAGACUCUUUAAAUGAAGCAGACACAGAUGUGCCGGUGGUUUCUGAACCAGAAGUUAAGACCCCAGAGACCUCAGCCUGUCUGGACAACAGCGCGCUAGGUGGAGCUUCCGUCUUCAACGAGGACUUGGUCGACAUGUCGUCUGUUAGCGACCAGAUCCACCCUAGCGAUGUCGACGACAGCCAAGAGGAGUCCUCCUAUGCUUCUGCUGCUGCUGGAGAUGAUGACAACGAAAGCAAAAAGAAUGACCAGGAAGAGCAGGAGUUGAAAAAGGGAGAAGAGAAAGAUUCGAAGGAGGACGAAGAAAAAGGUGCAGGAAGUGAAGCUGGAGACGAUCAGGAGUCUCGUUCGGAGAGCCAGGCUUCUCCAACUGAAACACCUGAACAAAAUGUCUCGGAACCACCUGAAGAAAAGGUUGCAGACGAAAAGUCUUCCUCCUCAGCUGAAGCUGCUUCUGCAGACCAGCAGCACUCAGAUAACACACUACCCUCUGCAGCCCAGGAGGUUGCUGCAGCAUCAGACUCCACCUCACUCAGCCAGCCUUCAGAGACCAGCGGCACCCCAGGAGAGGAAGCCCUCUCUGCUGACGGUAGCAAGGCUGCCGCUGCCACCUCUGACACCAGCAAGAGUGUGGACGCCACCAGCAAGACCAAAGAGAUCAAAAUUGCCAGACUGGACGUGUCCAAUGUGGCCUUAGACACUGAGAGACUUGAAUUAAAGGAGACCUCUAUGACAGAAACAAGCCAAGGUCAGGCUGCAGCAGCAGCAGCAGCAGCAGCAGCAGCAGCAGGAGGAUCUUCAGGCCAGCCGAGAGAGAGCAGCUCGUCUGCUCCUCGCUCCACCAUGUUUCGUAUCCCAGAAUUCCGCUGGUCCCACAUGCACCAGCGCCUCCUCACCGACUUGCUCUUCUCCAUUGAGACGGAUGUCCAGAUGUGGAGGAGCCACUCCACAAAGACAAUUCUGGACUUUGUGAACAACAGUGAGAACGUCGUGUUUGUCCACAACAGCAUCCACCUCAUCUCCCAGGUGGUGGACAAUCUCAUCAUGGCCUGUGGAGGCAUUUUACCUCUCCUCUCUGCUGCCACCUCCUCCUCUCAUGAACUAGAGAACAUUGAACCAUCCCAAGGCCUGACUGUGGAGGCUUCGGUCACCUUCCUGCAGCGACUCGUCAACCUCGUGGAUGUUCUCAUCUUCGCCAGCUCCCUCAACUUCACCGAGAUAGAAGCCGAGAAGAACAUGUCGUCGGGGGGCAUCCUCAGACAGUGCCUUCGCCUCGUGUGCGCUAUGGCGGUGAGGAACUGUCUGGAGUGCCAGCAAGCCCAGUUUAAGCACGGGGUGGAAGCAUCUGCACGAAACUACACAGCCGUGCCCAGCACUAUGCUUGGAGCGGCCAAGUCUGCAACCGCACAGAGUCCUGUUGACGCGGUGACAGGUGGCUUGUCUCCAGUCAGAGACUUGGACCGGCUGCUUCAGGACAUGGACAUUAACCGCCUGAGGGCCGUCGUCUUCAGAGAUAUUGAGGACAGUAAGCAGGCCCAGUUUUUGGCGCUUGCCGUGGUUUACUUCAUCUCGGUCCUCAUGGUGUCCAAGUACCGUGACAUCCUGGAGCCUCACAAUGACAAGAAACACCCUCAACGCUCCCAGUCCGCAAGGAGCACAGACAGUGGAGCGGUUUCGGCCGGAGCGGAGGUGGAGAACGGCUUCUCCCUCAGGCGCUACGACUCCGGCCUCGGUGAGGACCACGCCUCGACGGCCGCGAGCGAGGCGGAGCUGUCAUCCUCUGGCGCGACUCACGGCCCCGACGCCAUCUCGGAGGCCCUGUCCACGCUGUCGUCUGAGGUCAGGCCUUCUCUGCCCGCUGACUCAAAGGGCAAGAAUGUGAAGGACAUCCUGCGCAGACUAGUGAGCAAUCCAGCCGAUGACAUCAUGGUCGACCCGAGUCUGCUGCCACCAGCGUUUGUCGGAAACAUGGGCGAUUUGGCCAAAGACUCACUGCAGUUCAGCUCUUUUGAUAGAAGCGUCGUCGUCGCGCCCAAGAAACCGGGCAUGAUGCCACCCCCCGGCACCCCCGCCCUGGCAGCCACCGCUGCCUCCGUGUCCGGCGGGACACCUAUGGACGGCGUCGCCGUGGUGUCUUCUGGUGACUCCUCCCAGAACGCCUCCGCAGACUCUGCAGCCGGCGGCCAGGAUCCAGCCAGCGCUAGCCUGCCAUCUGUCCCCCCACUCUCCCCUGUGACCCAGAACACAGCCCCCAAUAUGAGUAUCUCGGAGCGUCUGGAGCACGCUCUGGAGAAGGCGGCUCCUCUGCUGAGGGAGAUCUUUGUGGACUUUGCCCCCUUCCUAUCUCGCACCCUGCUGGGCAGCCACGGACAAGAGCUCCUUAUUGAAGGCACCAGCCUGGUGUGUAUGAAGUCCAGCAGCUCGGUGGUGGAGCUGGUCAUGCUUCUGUGCUCGCAGGAAUGGCAGAACUCCAUCCAGAAGAAUGCUGGCCUCGCCUUUAUCGAGCUGGUCAACGAAGGCAGGCUUCUCAGUCACACCAUGAAGGACCACCUGGUUCGUGUUGCUAAUGAAGCCGAGUUUAUCCUCAGCCGACAGAGGGCCGAAGACAUCCACAAACACGCGGAAUUCGAGUCCAGCUGUGCUCAGUACGCGGCAGAUAAGCGCGACGAGGAGAAAAUGUGCGACCACUUGAUCCGGGCGGCCAAGUACCGCGACCACGUGACGGCCACCCAGCUCAUCCAGAAGAUAGUCAACAUCCUGACCGACAAACAUGGACCCUGGGGAAACUCCACCGUAAGCCGGCCGAGGGAGUUCUGGCGCCUGGACUACUGGGAGGACGAUUUAAGGCGGCGACGUCGCUUCAUCAGGAACCCCUUCGGAUCCAGCCACUCAGAAGCCACGCUCAAAGCCGCGACCGAACACGUGGCUGAUAUCAGCGCAUCCGAGGAGGACAUCCUCAAAGGGAAGCAGUCCAUCAGGGGUCAUGCCCUCGGAAAUCAAAACUCGGAGAGUGAGACGUCACUUGACGGAGACGAUGACACCCUGUCCUCCUUGGAGGAGAAGGACCUGGAGAACCUCACAGGCCCUGUAAACCUGAGCACCAGCGCUCAGCUCGUCGCUCCGGCCGUGGUGGUGAAAGGCACUCUGUCCGUCACCGCCUCCGAGCUCUACUUCGAGGUUGACGAGGACGAGCCCAGCUUCAAGGCCAUCGAUCCGAAGAUUCUAGCCUACACAGAAGGUCUUCAUGGAAAAUGGCUGUUCACAGAAAUCCGGGCUGUCUUUUCCAGACGCUACCUGCUGCAGAACACUGCUCUGGAAGUCUUCAUGGCCAACAGGACGGCUGUCAUGUUCAACUUCCCGGAUGCGGCCACGGUAAAGAAGGUGGUUCACAGUCUCCCUCGGGUUGGAGUGGGCACGAACUUCGGCCUUCCACAGACCAGACGCAUCUCUCUGGCCACGCCCAAGCAGCUGUUCAAAGCGUCCAACAUGACCCAGCGCUGGCAACGCCGUGAGAUAUCCAACUUUGAGUACCUGAUGUUUCUCAACACCAUCGCGGGUCGCACCUUCAAUGACCUAAACCAGUACCCGGUCUUCCCCUGGGUCAUCACCAACUACGACUCAGAGGAGCUUGACCUCACUCUGCCCAGCAACUUCAGGGACCUCUCCAAGCCCAUCGGCGCACUGAACCCCAAGAGAGCGGCUUUCUUUUCUGACCGAUACGAGACCUGGGAGGAUGACCAGGUGCCCAAGUUCCACUAUGGCACCCACUACUCCACCUCCAGCUUCACCCUCAUGUGGCUGCUGCGCAUCGAACCCUUCACUACGUUCUUCCUCAACUUCCAAGGGGGGAAGUUUGACCACGCUGACCGCACCUUCUCCUCGGUGUCCAGAGCCUGGAGGAACUGCCAGAGAGACACAUCUGAUGUUAAGGAGCUGAUUCCCGAGUUCUACUAUCUGCCUGAGAUGUUCAUCAACGCCAACAGUUACAACCUGGGCGUGAUGGAGGACGGCACCGUCGUCUCUGAUGUGGAUCUGCCGCUGUGGGCCAAGAGCCCGGAGGAGUUUGUGCGCAUCAAUCGACUGGCUCUAGAGAGCGAGUUUGUGUCCUGCCAGCUUCACCAGUGGAUCGAUCUGAUCUUCGGCUACAAGCAGCAGGGGCCCGAAGCCGCCAGAGCCCUCAAUGUUUUCUAUUAUCUCACCUACGAGGGCGCGGUCAAUCUCAGCUCCAUCACCGACCCCAUGCUCAGAGAGGCUGUGGAGUCUCAAAUUAGGAGUUUUGGACAAACCCCCUGCCAGUUGCUCAUCGAGCCACACCCACCCCGAAGCUCAGCCAUGCAAGUGUAUCUUCUCCUGCAGACCCCGCUGAUGUUUACUGAGCAGAUGCAGCAGGAUGUCAUCAUGGUGCUGAAGUUCCCGUCCAAUUCUCCUGUAACGCAUGUAGCGGCCAACACCCAGCCGGGUCUGACAGCGGCCGCCAUCAUCACUGUCACCGCUAACCGGCUCUUUGCUGUGAACAAGUGGCAUGGCCUCACAGGUCAUCAGAGCUCAACGGUGCAGGACCAGCAGUACCAACUUCCUGUGGAGAUCGACCCUCUCAUAGCCAGUAACGUGGGCAGUCACCGGCGUCAGAUCUCAGACCUGCUGGACCAGAGCAUUCAGAUCAGCUCGCAGUGCUUCGUCAUCACCGCCGACAACCGCUUCAUCCUUCUGUGUGGCUUCUGGGACAAGAGCUUCAGGGUCUACUCCACUGACUCAGGCAAACUGACUCAGAUAGUGUUCGGGCACCGUGACGUGGUGACGUGCCUGGCCCGCUCCGAGUCCUACAUCGGAGGGGACUGCUACGUCCUGUCGGGCUCCAGGGAUGCCACCCUGCUGCUGUGGUACUGGAACGGAAAGCACUGCAGCAUUGGAGAGAGCCCAGGCACAAUGUUUACCACGCCGAGGGCCAUCCUUACAGGCCACGACUGUGAGGUGACAUGUGCAAGUGUGUGUGCUGAGCUGGGUCUGGUCAUCAGCGGCUGCAAAGAGGGUCCUUGUCUGAUCCAUUCCAUGAAUGGGGACCUUUUGCGGACCCUGGAGGGCCCAGAGCGCUGCCUGCGUCCCCGCCUCAUCCAGUCAUCAACCGAAGGACACUGCAUUAUCUAUUACGACAAGGGACAGUUUUGUUACUUCAGUGUCAACGGCAAACUGCUGGGACAUGUGGAAGUCGAGGAUAGCAUCAAGGCCAUGCUCCUCAGUCGUGACGGCCAGUACCUGCUGACAGGUGGAGAUGGAGGUGUCGUGUCUGUCUGGCAGGUCCACGACCUCAAACAGCUGUUCACCUACCCGGGCUGUGACGCGGGGGUCCGCUCCAUGGCUAUGUCGCAUGACCAAAGGUGCAUCAUAACCGGCAUGGCGUCUGGAAGCAUCGUACUUUUCUACAACGACUUCAACAGGUGGCAUCACGAGUACCAGACCAGGUACUGAGGACGCUUGACCGGGGAAAAAGAAAGAAAAAACAAAACCCAACCUGUUCUGAACUUAAAGGCACUGUUCUGUCUGUAUCCUGAAUGUAUCUCAGAUGAAAGAAGAAGAAGAAAAACAUAAAAAAAAAUGUCCGUUAUAGUUAAAGGAUCUAAAACUAUUUUUAAAAAGGGCAUUGCUAUAUUUUGUAGAUCAGAUAGGAACUUUUCAUAUAAAUCUUAGGGUGGGGGUUAUGUUACUGUACGGUUAAAAGCAAAUCUAUUUUUAGCUGUAAGAGUCUAUUUUCAUCUCUAGACAAAAAAAAAAAAAAUAAGGAGGGAUUUAUGGGGAGUUAGUGAAAAUCUUUUCUCUUGACUUAAAAAUCCAAAUAUUUGUGUACUUUAGGGUGAAUGAUUUAUUUUUUCUGUAGGUGUGUAUGUGGGGAAUAAUUAUUAAGCUAUCAUUCACUUUAACAUGCUUUUCCCUAUUUUUGGCAGCACAGCAGGUAGUUCUGAAAUCUGAAUGAAUAAAUAAAUAAGUAAAAUGUACUGGAAAGAAAGACAAGUGAAGAGGGAAUAUACAUUCAUAUAAAUAUCUAUAUAUACAAUCUUUAAAUGUAGUCCUCCAUAUUUAAGGUUUCUAAUCCCUCUGUACCUCUGUGCUUGCUAAGAGGUUGCGUCUGUGUGCAUGUCUCACUACUCAUAUAAAUCAUAUCAGUGCAGCUCUGUCUCCUCAUUAUUUAAUUUUUCAAACAUCAAAACGUCCCUAGGUUUCUGUGAAGGAGUCAACUCAUUUUACCUUUCCUUCUGAAAUGACUGAAGCGGAUAUUAUUUUCUAAAAUGAGAAUUGUGACCGUUAGAUGGAUCUUUACAUGACUUUACAUUAAGAAUCAUCAUCGUACCUGACGUCCAAGCCAGCUCAGCAUCUUCAAAGUCCUCUUCGAGUCUAGUCUCCGUAGCAGCUAAAUGCAAUGCGAGAUGUGCAAUGAAAGGCAGGACUUACCCUUUUCUAUCUGGGUCAUUAUCAUUUUUCUUUCUCCAUCACAGAAGGAGUGAUUCGUUUAGCACUAAAAUGCUAAUGAUGCAUAUUUGGCGUAUUAUGAUUUCUGGAACCAUUCCUUUCUUUUAAGUUUUGCGCUUCGAUGUGGUUUGAAUCUCCGGUUAUAUAGGAACUACUUUUAUCUAUCAACCAAUAUAUUUUGUUUUUCUUUUUGCAAUCAUUUUGGAGUGUUUUGUGUGCUGAGUUCUGACAAUAAAAUGGAAUUUUAUAACUUGAA
Mugil cephalus (flathead mullet) is the source of this 10835-nucleotide messenger RNA. RefSeq names its product LPS responsive beige-like anchor protein (gene lrba). Bases 830 to 9583 code for a protein of 2917 amino acids. Gene Ontology annotation, molecular function: protein kinase binding. NCBI's taxonomy places the organism in Eukaryota, Metazoa, Chordata, Actinopteri, Mugiliformes, Mugilidae. Gene Ontology annotation, biological process: intracellular protein localization. The transcript is spliced from 57 exons. The record is from RefSeq and is a predicted model, not a curated record. Gene Ontology annotation, cellular component: cytosol; membrane.